AAGAUGGACAAAAACAAGUGUGGCCGUGACCGCCACGGACCCAGCCGGAGGCGGGAAAACCAGCCGGCAGGUCCGGCACCGUCUUCUUUCAGUUUUAGCCGGACUGGAGGCCGCCGCGGCUUCACCAGGAAGGUGGCCGACCGGCGAUAUUAGUCAAACGCCUAUUUGGUCACAUCGCGGCCGGAGCAGGGUCGACGGCGUAACUUUCUUUUCGGGGGAAAAAUUGAGUCCUCCUCGAGCGGGAGGAUUGGAGCCAAAAAGCGGGGAAGGGAAAAAAAAUACAUUAAUUAAUUUCUCUUAUAAAAUCGGCAUUGCAACAUCAGAGAGGCAGUUGGAGGAAAUUCUUAUCGCGUGGCCAACUCGCUGGUUCUUUCUAUCGACAAUCCGAGGGCACCGGAAUUGUGCUUCUUGGAAGCUCUCCGGCGGUGUUCGAGGAAUUACUGGGGUCGAAUUCGGGGACGUUUCUGAAGGCGGCGUUUCUGGCGAGUUCCGGUUCCCGAUUUAUUUUCCUGCCAACUGAAUGCGGCUUGCGUGUGGGAAGACUUAGAGGGAUAAUUUUCUUUUAGCGGAACGAUUUUCCUGCGUGGGGUUUUCGUUAGCGUGGAUCGAGCAGUGGAGGAAAGGAAAAAGGAAGGGGAUCCGGAAGGGGAUGAGGUUAAGAUUCGCGUGCAGAGUUGGGGGUUUCCGCGCUUCCAGUUUUCGGAGUUUAAGGAUUAGGGUUUUUUAGUUUCCUGAUUGGCUAUUCUUUCUAGUGAUCGGGUAUUCAUGCAGGAGGAGAUUGCCCCCACAAUGGGCGCCCUGAAGCGUUGCAGUAGCGAAGAGGAUUUUUACGGGGAUUUUUCCCCAAGUGCGAAGAAACGGAAGGGAAAUUUCCCUCGCCUCGAUCUCUUGGGCGACGUUGCUGCGGCUGGCUUGGUUUUGAAGAAUGGCGUUGUCUAUUCGCCUGCCUACGGUGGAAGUCGGCGAAGUGAGGAUCCGGAGGACAUCUCUUCUCUUUGCACGGAAGUUUCUUGUUGCUCCGGAGAGCCGGAAUCCGUGAAGAAUCCACGGAGAAUCGGGAAUGGGGAUCUACCGGGAGAGGUAAGGCAGGUUCCAGCGACGAGGAGGUCAAGCGGCCGAGUUCCUGUUUUGCCGUCUCGGUUAAGGGAUUCAAUACUCGAUCCUUGGAAGAAAACCACUGUGAAGGACGUAAAAUUUGACGCUGCAAUUGCUAAGGAGGAGAAGAUGAAAGGGUAUAGUUCUCAAGAAUCGGUGGAAUCUGCAGAAGAUUGCAUUCCCGAAGUUGUUCCAAAAUACACAUGGGUGAGGAACUCCAGUUCUGUUAGUUCUUUCACGUCCGAAAAGGAAGGGACAGCUUCGAACCGGAAGAAGAGCAGCGUCCAGAGUAAAGUUGAGAAGCUAAGGAGGUUCAUCGAGCCCCUAGCACAGAACAGGAUGCAGUUCUUCAAUCGGUUGGCAGAGGAGAGAUCGAUAGUGAUGGACGAGGCGGGGAAUUUCCCAGUGGGCAAGGUAAAGAAUGGACAUUCUGUUUACAGGCUGGAGGAUUUUGCUCUCGGUGACGUUGUUUGGGCGAAAUCGGCUAAGAAGUAUCCGGCUUGGCCUGCAAUCGUGAUCGACCCGAUGCUGCAAGCUCCACAAAGUGUCCUGAACUCGUGCAUUCCCGGAGCUCUGUGUGUAAUGUUCUUCGGGUAUUCAGGGAAAGACAGAGAAAGGGAUUAUGCGUGGGUUAAACAAGGGAUGGUGUUCCCUUUUAUGGACUGCUUAGACCGAUUCCAAGGCCAGACGCAGCUAUUCAAGAGCAAGCCUAGUGAUUUUAGGCUAGCCAUAGAGGAGGCGUCCUUGGCAGAAUAUGGUUUUUUCGAUCCCCAGAGUGAUGGAGUGAGCGAGGAUGGGCAGGGGUUAUACCUUUCUGCCAAUUCUAGAGGAGCCCAGGAAGCUACUGACUCGAACCAAGAUCAGGAAAGCAACUCACAGGACGAGGAACUGCUGCCAACUCGGGAACCAGGACCAUGUUGUCAUAGCUGUGGUGGCAAUCUUCCUUCUAAAAGUUCCAAAAAAAAGAAAGGCAGCUCUUCAGGCGUGCUGUUAUGCAAACACUGCUCUAAGUUACUCAAAUCUAAACAGUAUUGUGGCAUCUGCAAGAAGAUUUGGCAUCAUUCAGAUGGUGGUAGUUGGGUACAAUGCGAUGGUUGUAAGGUUUGGGUACAUGCCGAAUGUGAAAAGCUUAGCAGCAAUUGUUUCAAGGACUUGAAGGAUGCUGAUUACUUCUGCCCAGAGUGCAAAGAAAAGUCAAAUCCUGUUACCAAAAUAUCAGCAAAGUGGCAGCAAGAACUAAGGUCACAAAAUGGUUCACAGCAUUAUCCAGUUCCAGAUGAGCUCAAAGUUGUGUGCACAGGGGUGGAAGGGAUAUACUUUACGAAACUUCACCUAGUUAUGUGUGGAUGUGGUUCUUGUGGGAACAACAAGAGGACAUUAAGUGAUUGGGAACGACACACAGGUUCAAAAAAGAAAAAUUGGAAAGCUAGUGUUAAAGUGAAAAGCACAUUGAUGCCACUCAGUCUUUGGAUUGAUCAGGUUUCAGCUUAUGAUCCCCAUGGUCUUCUUUAUUUAAAUCCAGAAAAUGGCAGUUCUAUGCGUCUAAGCAAGAAAGGUCUACUAACUUACCUGCAGGAAAAAUAUGAUCCAGUUUUUGUUAAUUGGACUACUGAAAGAUGUGCCAUAUGCCGGUGGAUUGAAGAUUGGGAUUACAAUAAAAUUAUCAUUUGCAUCAGAUGCCAAAUAGCUGUUCAUCAAGAAUGUUAUGGAGCUAGAAAUGUGCAGGAUUUUACUGCUUGGGUUUGCAGAGCAUGUGAGACUCCUGAUAUCAAGCGGGAAUGUUGCCUCUGUCCUGUCAAAGGUGGUGCCUUGAAACCGUCAGAUGUCAAACCACUCUGGGCCCAUGUUACAUGUGCUUGGUUUUCUCCUGAGGUUUCUUUUUCAAGCGAUGAGGCCAUGGAGCCUGCAGUCGGAAUACUGAAAAUCCCGAUGAAAUCCUUUCUUCAGGUCUGUGUCAUCUGCAAGCAAAUGCAUGGUUCUUGUACACACUGUUGCAAGUGUUGCACACCAUAUCAUGCAAUGUGUGCAUCAAGGGCAGGCUACCGAAUGGAGUUACACUGCAUUGUGAAAAAUGGCAGGCAGAUUACAAAGAUGGUUUCAUACUGUGCCUCACACAGGGAUCCAAAUCCAGACACAGCUUUGGUGAUAAAGACACCUCAAGGGGUGUUCACGAUGAAAGGAACCCAGGGCAAGGAGAAACAUACUCUUUCAAAGACAAUGUCAUUGGACAUGGAAGUUCCUAGAGGAGCAGGUUCACAAGCUCCACUGCCAGUGUCAUCAUCUGCUGCAAAAUGUCAGACCUUUGAAAAGACUGUAAACAGGGUAGCAAGGUGUCCUAUAGCUCAUCGGUUGAUGGGUGCUCACCAUCACUCCAUUGAGAUAAUUCAGGGCCUUAAUUCAUUUGCGGAGGAAAAGGACCCUAUAUAUUUUGUCACUUUUGAGGAUCGCCUGUCAUAUCUACAGUUAACGGAGAAAAAAAGAGUAUGCUUUGGAAGAUCUGGAAUACAUGGUUGGGGUCUCUUUGCACGGCGAAAUAUUAAAGAGGGAGAGAUGGUACUUGAAUAUCGAGGUGAGCAGGUUAGACGCAGUGUUGCUGACUUGCGUGAGGCACGUUAUCAGGCAGAGGGCAAGGGCUGCUAUCUGUUCAAAAUUAGUGAAGAGGUAGUUAUUGAUGCUACAGAAAAGGGGAACAUAGCACGGCUUAUCAAUCAUUCUUGCAUGCCAAACUGUUAUGCAAGAAUCAUGACUGUUCGUGGUGUGGAGUGCAGAAUAGUUCUCAUUGCCAAGACUGAUGUUCUUGCUGGAGAUGAACUAACGUACGACUAUCAAUUUGAGGUUGAUAGUGAUGAGUGUAAAGUCCCCUGUCUCUGUAGAUCGCCCAACUGCCGGAGAUUCAUGAACUAGAGAUAUGCUAAUUAACAUGCCCCUACUUCCCUGCGGCGAUUUGUAAGCAUCAAAUCAAAGCUGCUGGAUAUUGGGAAAUUGGAUAGACUAAUCUCCACUGAUUUACUUAGGCCGAUAUUUUAUGCUGAUCCUCCUGCUCCGUGUCAGAUAGCUGAAAUCCUCGAUCCAUUUUUUUUAUAAUUCUUUAAAGUGUAAUAAGCUCUGCUGAUAUCAUCGUAAAUUUGUAAAUGUUGGUGAAAGUACCAAUUGUUCACAUUGUUAUACGUGCAAUUCGAUAUUCAAGAUUUAUUUCAUUGUAA
Molecule: messenger RNA, 4298 nt
Organism: Nymphaea colorata (pocket water lily)
Lineage: Eukaryota; Viridiplantae; Streptophyta; Magnoliopsida; Nymphaeales; Nymphaeaceae
Product: histone-lysine N-methyltransferase ATX4
Exons: 23
Coding region: 766-3999 (1077 amino acids)
Biological process (GO): regulation of transcription by RNA polymerase II
Molecular function (GO): protein binding
Source: RefSeq, a predicted model, not a curated record